Microstroma glucosiphilum is the source of this 3000-nucleotide messenger RNA. RefSeq names its product alpha-isopropylmalate isomerase. The record is from RefSeq and is a predicted model, not a curated record. NCBI's taxonomy places the organism in Eukaryota, Fungi, Basidiomycota, Exobasidiomycetes, Microstromatales, Microstromataceae. Gene Ontology annotation, cellular component: 3-isopropylmalate dehydratase complex. Gene Ontology annotation, biological process: L-leucine biosynthetic process. Bases 183 to 2516 code for a protein of 777 amino acids. Gene Ontology annotation, molecular function: 4 iron, 4 sulfur cluster binding; 3-isopropylmalate dehydratase activity. The transcript has a single exon.
AUUUCAAAUCUCAUUUUGGGCAGACUCUGUAGUCCAUCACCAUCUAACCAAUACCACCAUCACUGCCAGCUGCCUUUCGCAUCGAUCAGCUGGACGCAUAUCUACCCUCACUCAGUGCCAUCGUUGCGCGCCCAUCGACCCUCCCCCGGUGCAUACCUCCACCGCUUGCACUCUCUGCGGCCAUGGCCACCUCAACCUCGCAGCCGCGAACCCUCUACCAGAAGAUCUUCGACAGCCACAUCGUCGACGAGCAAGAUGACGGCACAUGUCUGAUGUACAUCGACCGACACCUGGUCCACGAAGUCACCUCGCCCCAAGCUUUCGAAGGUCUGCGCAACACCAACAGGCGCGUACGCCGUACCGACUGCACCCUCGCCACCGUGGACCACAACAUCCCCACCAUCUCACGCAAGGCGUACAAGGAGACCAAGUCCUUCGUCGACGAGGCCGACUCGCGGACGCAAUGUUUGACCCUCGAGGACAAUGUCAAGGAGUUUGGUCUGACCUUCUUCGGUCUCUCUGACAACCGACAGGGAAUCGUGCACAUCAUCGGCCCCGAGCAGGGAUUCACCAUUCCCGGCGCUACCAUUGUCUGCGGAGACUCCCACACCUCAACACAUGGAGCUUUCGGAGCUCUCGCAUUCGGUAUCGGUACAUCGGAGGUCGAGCACGUCCUAGCCACUCAGACCAUCCUGCAGAAGAGGGCAAAGAACAUGCGGAUCCAGGUGGACGGAGAGCUGGGACCCGGCGUUACAUCGAAGGAUAUUAUCCUCCACGUCAUCGGUAUCAUCGGUACCGCUGGAGGAACAGGUAGCGUAGUCGAGUUCUGCGGAACUGCCAUCGAGAAGCUGUCAAUGGAGGCCAGGAUGUCUAUUUGCAACAUGUCCAUCGAGGCAGGCGCCCGUGCUGGUCUCAUUGCCCCAGACGAGAUCACCUACGAGUACAUGAAGGGAAGGCCCCUGGCUCCCAAGGAGGGCAAGGCCUGGGAUGACGCCGUGCGAUUCUGGAAGACUCUGCCUUCGGACGCGGGAGCCAAGUACGACGUCGUUGUGAAUGUCGAUGCCAAGGACAUCCCACCUACCAUCACAUGGGGUACCUCGCCUCAGGACACCGUGGCCAUCACUGGCAAGGUACCUGACCCCAAGGAGGCAAAGGACGAGAAGCGAGCUGCCUCCAUCACUCGUUCCCUGGAGUACAUGGGCCUCACGGCAGGUACACCCAUGGAGGAGAUCAAGCUGGACAAGGUCUUCAUCGGUUCUUGCACCAAUGCUCGAAUCGAGGAUCUCAGGGCAGCAGCCAAGAUCCUGUACGGCCGCAAGAUCGCUCCUCACAUCUACGGUAUGCUCGUACCCGGCUCUGGUCUAGUGAAGCGACAGGCUGAGGCAGAGGGUCUGGACAAGAUCUUCACUGCUGCCGGCUUCGACUGGAGGGAAGCCGGUUGCUCAAUGUGUCUUGGUAUGAACCCUGACCAGCUCUCGCCCGGAGAGCGAUGUGCCUCUACAUCGAACAGGAACUUCGAGGGCAGGCAGGGAGCAGGUGGUAGGACGCACUUGAUGUCGCCUGCCAUGGCAGCCGCUUGCGCCAUCACUGGUUACCUGACCGACGUGAGGAAGAUCGUCGCCGGUACCGAAAACAAGGUUGGCCCCUCUGCCAAUGCUCCCGCCUACGAGGUGCAGAUCACCGACUCCAAGGCCUAUCUUGGUGAGCUGCCAAUGGCCGCUCCUGCUCCGCAAGAGCCCGCCAAGGCAACGACUGACGAGGACACGAUCCGCGACGUACCUGCCUCGACUACUGCCACCUCUGGCGGCGGAAUGGAGAAGUUCACCGUCCUCAAGGGCAUUGCCGCCCCUCUGGAUCGUGCCAACAUCGACACUGACUUGAUCAUCCCCAAGCAAUUCUUGAAGACGAUUAAGCGCACUGGUCUGGGCUCGGCCUUCAUGUGGCCCAUGAGGUACGACACCAAGACAGGUGAGCCCCUGCCAGACUUUGUCCUCAACAAAGCUCCUUGGAACAAGGCCAAGAUCAUCGUCUCUCGCGACAAUUGGGGUUGUGGUUCCAGCCGAGAGCACGCCGCCUGGGCCAUGCUCGACUUUGGUGUCCGAGCCGUCGUCGUCCCUUCGAUUGCCGAUAUCCAUGCUACGAACAUUUCCAAGAACGGCAUCGUUGCUGCCAUCCUGCAGCCCGAGGAGGUGGACCAGGUGAUGCAGGCGGCCAAGGCCGGAGAGGAGGUGAGCGUCUCCCUUGAGGAGAUGAAGGUGACGCUGGAGAACGGCGCAAGCUUCUCCUUUGAGAUGAACUCUUUCACCAGGCACUGCCUCAUUAACGGACUUGACGACAUCGACCUCACAAUGGAGAAGGCGGACCGCAUCUCUGAGUUUGAGGUAAAGAGGAGCGCAGAGACGCCCUGGCUGGACGGCUUCGGCUACACAAAGGCGGGAGUUGUUGGUGGGAAGCUGGAGCCUUUGAUGGACAAGGCAAAGAAGAGCGUCAACAAGGUCGCCGGUACCGACUGGUAGGCGGGUGUGGAGGUGAAGUCACAGGAAGACAAGGAGCUGGAGGAAGCAGGCAGGAAGCAGGCUUGUGGGAUUAGCAGAUGUACUACCUUACAUACAAAAAGAAGCGCUGUUCGAAUCCGAUUUCGAGUGUAGCGAAAUUUGAAGACUUGCUUGCCUUCUCAUCUUUGACGUCGUGUUGGAAGUGGUAUUGAGCCCAUGAGUCUAUAGAAUGUUUGAACAAUGACGAUGACCUUUGAGCUUCUCUCUCGCACUCUCUCCUCGCCACCACCUCACCUCACCUCGCUCCUCCUCCUGCUCCUCCCGCUCCGCUCAUCUGUGCCCAACACUCCUCCACUGCCCUCUUCUGUGCUGCCCUGCCUAGCAAUUCCUCCUUGCACCACUCUCUCCAAACCCCCGCCACCUCUUCCUUUCGCGCGGCCAACAAUCCCAAUUCCUCCCACAUUGCUGCCCUCACCCUCUCGCGUCGUUGCAGCAGUCGCUCAAU